CUUGGCUCGAGCCCCUGCGCGCUCGAGGCCGCCUCCUCCUCCGCGGCGCGCCCCCCAGAACCUGGGGCACCCCGCCAGACGCCCAUGGCGGACGACGACGACGACGACAUCGACGACAUCGACGACAUCGACGACUCCUGCUCCGGCGAGGACUCCGAGGAGGAGCGGCAGGCCGCGGGGCCGGCGGCCGGCGCGGGCGGCAAGCGCUCCUUCGCCGCGCAGCUGCGGGAGGAGCUGGAGAAGGCGCCGUUCGACCAGGAGCUCCACGCGGCUCUGAUCGGCGCCCACCGCGAGGCGGCGGACCUGGAGCGCCUGCGGGCCGCGCGGCGGCGGGCGGCCGCAGCCGUGGCCCUGCCGGAGGCGGCGUGGCUGGAGUGGCUGCAGGACGAGGCCCGCCUGGCGGGCGAGGCCGACUUCGAGGAGCUCGCCGCGCUGCACGCGCAGGCGUGCUCCCUGUGCCCCACAGCCCGGACCUGGCUGGCGCGCUGCGCGCUGCACCGGCAGCGCGCGGGCGCCCCGCCGGAGGCGGCGCGCGCCGUGUACGAGGAGGCGCUGGGCGUGCUGGGCCUCCACCCGGCGGAGGGCGCCGAGGUCUGGGCGGAGUUCCGGGACUUCGAGGAGGGCCUCAUGGCCUCGGCGGCCACGCCCGCGGAGCGCGCCCAGCAGGCGCAGCGCGUCCGCGCCCUCUUCAUGCGCCAGCUGGCGCUGCCGCUGCCCGGGGCUCCGCGCCUGCGGGACGCGCACGCCGCCUUCGAGGGCGGCCUGGAGGGCGAGUGCAAGAGCAAGAUGGCGCUGGCCAAGGCGGAGGCCGUUGCGUCGUCCGCGGCGAAGGAGUGGGAGCGGCGCGCAGCGCUCGAGCAGCGGUUCGCGGAGGCGUCGCGGCCGGCGAUGAUGGUGGGGCCCGCGGAGAGCACGCCGGCCUCCCCCGCGGAGGUGUCCGCCGAGCUGCUCGCGCUGGAGGAGGGCCUGGGCGACGCCGCGCGCGUGGCGCUAGCGCACCUGCGUGCCACGCAGUGCUCGCCACGCGACCCGGAGCGCUGGCAGCGCUUCGUGGACUUCACCGUCGGCACCCAGAGGGACCACCGCAGGGCCGCGGAGGUUCUGGAGCGCGCCGUGCGUCACUGCAGCGGCCACUCGGCCUUCUGGCCGCAGCUGCACCGCGAGCGGGAGGCUGCCGCCGGGUCCCUCGCGCAGCUGAAGGACGUGGUGCAGCGCGCCACGGCCGCGAUGCAGCACGCGCCCCCCCAGGACACGGCGGGCGAGGAGGGCGCCGAGGGCCCGGAGCACGCGCUGCUCUGCCAACACGCGGACGCGUGCCGGCGGGCGGCCGCGGCAUUGCCCAGGGGCGCCGACGCGGACGCGGCCUGUGCCGAGAUGCGUGCCGCCCUCGAGCGCGCGCUCGGCGUGGCGCACGUUCCAGGCCCCACGCUGCUUCGGUGGAUGCGCCUGGAGGCGUACGGCGCUGGCAGUGCGCAACACGCCCUCGAGGUGGGCAAGAGGCUCGCCAAGUGCUGGGGCGCGUACUACAACGUGUGGAGCUCCAUGAUUGCUGCCGUGCAAUACUGCGCGCGGGACGGCGCGUACGAAACCGUUCGCAGCCUGUACAUGGAUGCCCUGGCCCAAGUCGCCGACUAUCCCGACCAGGUGCAGUCAGACUAUGUGCAGUUCGAGCGCGAGUGCGGCACCCUGCAGUCCUGGCUCGAGGCCUGCGAUGCGCUCGAGCAGCGGCAGAGGUCGGCAGCGGCUGCGGCGGGCGGCGCGGUUCAGGCGGAGGCGUCUGGUGGGGCUGGCGCCGAGGCGCAGCCAGAGGCGCAGCCCCCGACGCGGCCCGCCGGGCAGAAGCGCGGCGCCGCCAAGGCGAAGGCGGCCCAGGCGAAGAAGAAGCAGCGCGGAGCGGCUGCCACAGAGGCGGCCGCAGCUGCCACGCUGGCCGGUGCCACGACAGCGUCGGCCGCGGCGGCGCCGGCCGUGGCUGCCCAGGCCCACGAGGCACCGCCGAAGGUCGGCGUGGCUCCCCCCGCAGCCUCCGGCUCGCCCCCGGCGCCGGGGAAGCUGCAGGCCGCCGUGCAGGCCGCCCAGGCCGCCGUGCUGGCCGCCAAGCAACAGAAGGCCGCCGCGCAGGCGGCCAAGGCGGCUGCUGCGGCUGCUCCGGCGGCCGCGCCCGCGGCGGCCGCAGCCGCGGCUGCCCCAGCGGGCGCCGGGCCCCCAGCGGCCACGGCCGAGGCCGAGGCCGCUCCGGCGGCCGGCACGGCGGCUGCGGCGGCCGCGCCCGCCGAGGCCGCCGCGGAGGAGGCGGCGCGCCCGGCCCCGGCGGCGGCCGGGGCCUCCGGGGAGGCGCCUGCCGCGGGGGCCUCGGCGGCCGCGGGAAGGGCGGCGGCAGCCGCGGCUGCCCCAGCGGGCGCGGGGGCCUCGGCUGCCAAGGCCGAGGCCGAUGGGCUCGCGGCCGGCGCCGGCGGGACCAGCGCGCCGGCCGCGGCUCCUGCGGCUGCUCCAGCGGCCGCGCCCUCAGCGGCGGCAGCCGUGGCUGCCCCAGCGGGCGCGGGGGCCUCGGCGGCCAAGGCCGAGGCCGAGGCCGCUCCUGCGACAGACGCCGCCCCGCACCAGGGGUCGCACUACCACCAGAGGCGCCUGGCGCAGGGCGCGGAGGCCCCCACGAAGCCGGAGGAGGAGGGCAAGCAGACGGUGUACGUGUCCAACCUGGAUUGGUCCGUCGACGAGGCCCAUCUGUACAGGAUCUUCGGCGACAUUGAGGGCCUGAAGGAAGUAAGGCUGGUGCGAGACUUCCUGAAGAGGUCCAAGGGCUAUGCGUACAUCGACUUCGAGCAGUCCAGAAAUGUCGACGAUGCCGUCAAGAAACUGGACGGGCACAUGGUUAACAAGCGGUUGAUGCGAGUGGCGCGCUCGUUGCCCACGAAGCCGUUGUUCGAGGAGCGCACUCUGUUUGUGAAGGGCAUCGGCACGGGGGCCACGGAGGCCGAGGUCAAGGACGCGUUUGCACGGCAGGGCGAGGUCAUCGGCAUACGGAUGCCCACAGACCCGGCCACCAAGGCGCACAAGGGCUACGCGUACGUCGAGUUCGCGACCGCCGAGAGCCUCGAGGCCGCGCUGAAGGCAGAAGCCCCAAAGAUCGGCGACCAGGCGGUGCUGGUGAGCCGCUCCAUCCCGAUGAAGGACCACCGCCACCAGACGGCAGGGAGCCGCAAAGACCUGCCGCAGCGCAGCAACCAGCGGCUGAUGCUGGAGCAGAAGCUGCAGCGCGAGGACCCCGCCAGGCAGUCUGCCAGGUGCCCCACGACCGUGUACGUCAAGGACCUCGCCUUCAAGACCGACGAGGCCGCGCUGCGCAGCCACUUCGCGCAGUGCGGGGAGGUGGUGCAGACGCUGGUGGUGCGCAACGCGCAGGGGCGCUCCCGCGGGUUCGGCUUCGUGGAGUUCCAGGACCCCGGCGGCGCACAGGGCGCGCUGAUGCUCUCGGACAGCGAGCUCCACGGGCGGAAGAUCGUGGUCAGUAGGAGCCAGAGAGAGAUCACGCAGAAGAAGGCCGCGCCGGCUGCCGAGGCGGCCACGCAGGAGGAGGUCAAGAAGGAGGCGCACCCCACGAGGGUGCCGCAGCCGAAGGCGGGCGCCAAGCGGAGGCUGGUGCUCGAAGAGGCAAAGGCCGCCGCGCCCGCCGCGGCCGAGCCCGCCGAGAAGAGGUCCAAGGUUGCUUUCCGAACGGUGCGGUCCGCCGCGGACGAGAAGGAGGCCGGCGCCAGCGAGGACGGGCCCCGGGAGGAGAAGGCAGACCAGCAGGCGCCCGUGCCCAUGUCGAACGCCGAUUUCCGCAAGCUGCUGCUCGGGUGACGCUGAGCGAGCAGGGUCUCUUGGCACGGAGCGCGUUGUCAUGGAGCGGCCACGACCACCCUCCGGCGCCUUGACUACCUCGGGGGACCACCCUCCCCGCACCUCCGUGCGGCUCCUCUGGCGGACGCCCCCGGCGGUCUCCAGUCUCCGCGCGCCGGGAGGCGUGGGAACGGCGGGCCCGGCGGCGCCGAUCGAAGCCUGCACGGAGCUCCGAGAGCUCCUCUGCUGCGCAGUCCCGCGCGAUC
Molecule: messenger RNA, 4088 nt
Organism: Prorocentrum cordatum
Lineage: Eukaryota; Dinophyceae; Prorocentrales; Prorocentraceae
Source: the annotation of a GenBank genome assembly